Molecule: messenger RNA, 741 nt
Organism: Gracilinanus agilis (Agile Gracile Mouse Opossum)
Lineage: Eukaryota; Metazoa; Chordata; Mammalia; Didelphimorphia; Didelphidae
Product: actin-related protein 2/3 complex subunit 5-like protein
Exons: 2
Coding region: 1-741 (246 amino acids)
Biological process (GO): Arp2/3 complex-mediated actin nucleation; regulation of actin filament polymerization; cell migration
Cellular component (GO): Arp2/3 protein complex; actin cytoskeleton; cytoplasm
Molecular function (GO): actin filament binding
Source: RefSeq, a predicted model, not a curated record
AUGGACAACCUUUUGGAGAUGGAGUGCCAGGCCCUACCACCACCCCACCCCCUAAGACCAAGUGCUAUACCCAUGUCGUCCCCCCAGAGACCACUUUCUCUCCGGGCGCCGUCCCUGUGGGUUCUCGUCGCUCUUGUCUCUCUCGCUCUCUCCCAGCGCUGCGCCGGGCGGAAGGCGGAGGCAGCCGCCACCGUGGUACGGAACACACUGUCCUCGCGCUUCUGUAAGAUGCACAUCGACCAGUUCGACGAGAACAAGUUCGUCGAUGAGCGGGAAGAAGCAGUGGCCGCCGCGGUAGCAGAGCCGGGCCCAGACUCGGACCCGGACCCUGGGGAGGUGGACAGUCUGCUGCGGCAAGGUGACAUGCUCAGAGCAUUUCAUGCAGCUUUACGAAACUCCCCCGUAAAUGCGAAGAAUCAAGCAAUAAAGGAACGGGCCCAAGGAGUGGUACUGAAAGUGCUCACGAACUUUAAAAGCAGUGAGAUAGAGCAGGCUGUACAAUCAUUAGACAGAAAUGGCAUUGACUUGUUAAUGAAGUACAUUAAUAAAGGAUUUGAAAAACCCACAGAGAAUAGCAGUGCCCUGUUACUUCAGUGGCAUGUGAAGGCAUUAGCAGUGGGUGGUCUAGGUUCCAUAAUAAGAGUUCUCACAGCAAGAAAAACUUUUUUAAAAAAAGACUAUUUACUUGCAUCGAGAAGACCAGAAGAGUUUGGGGGACCCAGGACAAGGAAGAAGGAAUAA